AUGUCUCAUGUCGUACAGUUUAGUUCUUGUAAUACUGCACAGUUGUACUUGAUUUUUUUAGUUUAUCUUAAUAAAUUGUUAAUUAAUAAUCCUCGAACAGUUGGUACACUAUUCCGACCAACUAAAAUACUAAAUAUUAAAGAAACAAAUAGAUAAAUAACCAACUAUUCCGAAAAAUGAACAGAUUGGGGAAUUGUAUGAUGUGCACGGAAGAGACGGCAAAGUACCGCUGCCCCCAGUGUGACCUCGUCUCUUGCAGUUUGAUCUGUAGCACCAACCACAAGAAAACGUUCGAAUGCUCCGGAAUCCGAAACAAGACCACCUUUGUGCCUGUCAAUGAAAUGACCGAACUUGAUCUCCUCAGUGAUUAUCGUUUGCUAGAGGAGUUAUCCCGAGUCGCGGAUUCUUGUUCGAGGGACACGACUCGACGAAAUACAAGAAAGUCUGCGCCCUUGCCUACUCAUCUACAAAAACUUCGCAAAGCUGUUUCCCAAAGAAAUUCUCGAAUUUAUUUCCUUCCCAAAAACUUUGCAAGGCAUAAAGAGAACACCACCAUGUUUGACUGGAAGACAAAGAAAAUCAAUUGGAGACUGAAACUCGUGUUUCUUCACGCUCAAAAGUUUACAUUUCCUAUUACAAGAUGUCCUGAAGACUUGGCACUAGAGGAUGUGAUCGACAAGUGCUUGGCUGAAGCUUUUUCGCGUAAAAAGGAAUUGAGAAAACAUUUUGAGGCGUACCAAUGCGCCAGAUCGGAUAUCGAAAUUCUUUUUCAAGCAGAAAAGGUUCCUGGCGCUCAACGAAAAAUGUAUCUCCUGGACAAAACACAGACAUUGAAAACGAAUUUAGAAGGGAAGAAAAUUGUCGAGUUUCCAGUUUUGUACAUUGUCAUUAAAGGAUUCUAUGCUGGAGAAAGUCUUGCGGAUAUUAUGAAAGUGGAAACUAAAUCGACUAAAUCAAAAGCAGGGAGUCUCCUCAUGUCUCGUUACUCAUUCGACGAAACUGGAAAGGACAUGGCGAUAUCAUCCGACGAUGAUGCUGACGAGGAUGAACCUUCAAAAGUUAUGGAUAUUUCUAACGUUAGCGACGAGGAUGAAGUGUUAGACGAAGCCUUUGACUACUUGAGCGGUGGGACACUAAGAGAUGUACUCAGUUCUUUGUAUAAACAGACCGAGCUUAACGGUUGAGCUUAAGGUCAGACUCAACACAAUACUAAAUAUAAAUAUGUAUUUCUCAAUAUGUACAAAUGUGUUUUAACUGAUUGAGAGUACAAUAUUACAUUUGUUCACCAUUACCCAGUAA
Folsomia candida is the source of this 1299-nucleotide messenger RNA. Its product is annotated as box C/D snoRNA protein 1. Gene Ontology annotation, biological process: snoRNA localization; maturation of LSU-rRNA from tricistronic rRNA transcript (SSU-rRNA, 5.8S rRNA, LSU-rRNA); box C/D snoRNP assembly. The record is from RefSeq and is a predicted model, not a curated record. Gene Ontology annotation, cellular component: pre-snoRNP complex; nucleus. NCBI's taxonomy places the organism in Eukaryota, Metazoa, Arthropoda, Collembola, Entomobryomorpha, Isotomidae. The transcript has 6 exons. Bases 177 to 1184 code for a protein of 335 amino acids.